UGGCGGAGGGCCGUGAACCAAUGAGAAGCAUACAUCUGGAGCGUCACGUGCCCAACCGGCUUUGAUUUACUAGCGCUGUUCAGUGCUUCAGCCGGCUCUUUGAACGUGGUCCUCGCAGGCUCGCUGGUAGUUCCCCCGCACAAAAUGCGGCUUCUCUGCAUUUUGCUUCCCCUGGUCGGCUUAAUAUCGGCCGACCCGACCGUAUACUUCAAAGAAGAGUUCAACGAUGGAGAUGCGUGGAAGGAGCGGUGGGUGGAGUCUACGAAAGGCGACAACCUCGGCAAGUUCGUUCUCAGCGCGGGCAAAUUCUACGGCGACGCGGAGAAGAGUAAGGGACUGCAGACCUCCGAAGAUGCCCGCUUCUACGGCAUCUCCGCUAAGUUCGAUCCCUUCUCCAACGAAGACAAGACUCUGGUCAUCCAGUUCACUGUCAAGCACGAACAGAACAUCGACUGCGGCGGCGGCUACGUCAAGCUGUUCGAUUGCAGCCUAGACCAGACCCAGAUGCACGGCGAGUCUCCUUACCUGAUCAUGUUCGGCCCCGACAUCUGCGGUCCCGGAACCAAGAAGGUCCACGCCAUCUUCAACUACAAGGGCAAGAACCACCUGAUCAACAAGGAGGUGCGAUGCAAGGAUGACGUGUUCACCCACCUGUACACCCUGAUCGUCAAGCCCGACAACACCUACCAGAUCAAGAUCGACAACGAAGUCGUCGAGAAGGGCGAACUCGAAAAGGACUGGUCCUUCCUGCCUCCCAAGAAGAUCAAGGACCCCGAGGCCAAGAAGCCCGAGGACUGGGACGACCGGGCCAAGAUCGACGACCCCGACGACAAGAAGCCAGAGGACUGGGACAAGCCCGAGUACAUCCCAGACCCCGACGCGACCAAGCCCGAAGACUGGGACGACGACAUGGACGGCGAGUGGGAACCCCCUCAGAUCAACAACCCCGAGUACAAGGGCGAGUGGAAACCCAAGCAGAUCGACAACCCGGCCUACAAGGGAGCCUGGGUACACCCCGAGAUUGACAACCCCGAGUACACCCCAGACCCCAAGCUGUACCACUACAAGGAAAUCUGCAAGAUCGGCUUCGACCUGUGGCAAGUCAAGUCUGGCACCAUCUUCGACAACAUCCUCAUCACCGACGACGAGGAGUACGCCCGAGUGCACGGUGAGGAGACCUGGGCCGCUCUUAAGGACGAAGAGAAGAAGAUGAAGGACAAGCAGGAGGAAGAGGAGGAAGCCAAGAGCAAGAAGGAGGAUGACGCUAAGGAUGAGGACGAGUUCGAAGACGAGGAGGACAAGGAUGAGGACAAGAAGGACGAGGAGGAGACCACACCCGCGCCCGAAGACGACGAAGACCACAAGCACGAAGAGUUGUGAGCUAGCGCGGCUCGG
Messenger RNA from Rhipicephalus sanguineus (brown dog tick), 1395 nucleotides. Its product is annotated as calreticulin. The transcript is spliced from 2 exons. Bases 145 to 1380 code for a protein of 411 amino acids. Gene Ontology annotation, cellular component: endoplasmic reticulum membrane; endoplasmic reticulum. Gene Ontology annotation, molecular function: calcium ion binding. NCBI's taxonomy places the organism in Eukaryota, Metazoa, Arthropoda, Arachnida, Ixodida, Ixodidae. The record is from RefSeq and is a predicted model, not a curated record. Gene Ontology annotation, biological process: protein folding.